AUGAGGAGCGAGGUGGGCGAGUGGUUGGCGACAUGUGUCGGCUCGCCGAUCUGUGUCCUCCUGCUGUCCUGGUCGCUACUCAUUUACCAGAAUCAACCGGAGGUCUCUAAGCGGCGCAUCGAUGUCCUUACAGUGGCCAUACUCGCUCAGAGCCUUACGCAUCAGUUGGGUCUCCUGCUCUAUGCGAUCCUCACCCUUAUCCAUCCAGCGAAUCACUUUGGAGAAUUUUGUUCAAGUCUUGUUUGGAUUCUCAAUUCGUCCAGUAUUCUCCAGGAGCUCACUCUAACUUCGAUCGCCAUUUUCGCUGCUUUAACGGUUCAUGACGAGGGACCUACCAUUAAAAAGCAUCAUAUUAAGUAUCACUUGGUCAGUCUAACUGUGAUCAGCGCUUGUAUCGGCGUCACCGGGAUCUUAAAUUUCGAGCCCGAAGGCUGCGUUUUCCUUGCUAAUGAAAUUUCACCUAAGUAUAGCUUGUUUUUUAAUGGCUUGAGAAGUCUGCUGAUGACAACAACAAUAUUGAGCCUCCUGACUGCGCUAUUUCGGGUCACAUGUCGGUCGUCGCCGCAAUCCGAGGCCAGCUCAAAGAACUCCUCGGGUGCCUUCGAGUGCCAACACCAUCAACACUGGGAGCCCUCGAGCGGCUCCUGUACCAGCGACUCCACCAACAGCAGGGCCUGCCUGAAGAAGAGGAGGCUCGCGGUGGACGAGGCUAGCGGGUGGUCCACCAUCUAUAGCAUACUCUUUGUCUCCUACGUGUUCGACCAUCUGCCACUCUUAAUUAUUUCUAUAAGGCCAAACCUUCUGAGGAAUUUCUGCACUCCGCAAAAUUUAGCAACAUGGCUGCCGCUGUUGAAAGACACGUUCCUUCCGGUUGUACUCGCAAUUUUUGACAAAAUGUUUUGUAGAUAUGUCGCCAAAGUUUACACAAAACAAGACCAUUCAACACGAUCAACACACGGCGGCGUGGAUGGCAAGUUCCGACACUUCGAGCAGGACAACGAGUACAAGCUGCAAUUGAACCUGAACCACGGGCUGAAGUUUCCGCUGUCGAAGGCCGUGACCGGAGCCUGCGGGGCCGGAGGCAGCCUCUACGGCCGACUGCCCAACCAACAGACCCGAGGUCGAAAUGGCGCAACCUUACUGGGCAUACACCAGUAUGGACGAAGUGGACUCGCAGGUGGCAUCAGCCGCUAUGCAUCAAUUGCCCCUGAUGUCUCCUCGUAUACGGGUUCAAACUACGACUCGCGACAACGUCUCGAAUGUAAGUCGCCGAAGACGCGACGGGUAACACGCGCAAAUAGCGUAAAUAAUGCUAACCUCAGGCCGAGCCUUUCCACCGAACAGCAACACCAUCAACAACUUGACUCCAAGCGUAAAUUGAACGGUGACAUAUCCGAAUCGAAGCUCGAUAAUCUCAUGCACCUUGAUGAACAGUCAUACGGAUGUGUGGCUCGUCGACCGAAGCACUUCGCUAAGAGUCUGGAUGAGAUUCGUGAGGAGGUACCUCAACGCAAAAUACUGGUCCAGCAGGUCUCCGCAGCCGCAGUCGUCGUCGCCGCCGCCCUUCGCAGGAACCAGAGCUUCGACUUUCGCCCGCGCUACCCGAGGAUCGAACUUCCCUUCGUCAGUUCGAGGACAUACGAUGUGAAGCGCGAGUUGGCGAUCAAGAAGAAUAUUCAACAGAGCAAUAGAGCAUAUGAAGAUGACGGCGUUGGCUAUGAUACGUCCGAUGAUGAAAGCUGUGACCUUGAAAACCGUGAUUUCGAUACGAUGAGUUCCUGUCGCAGUCGAGCUCGUAGUUGCUGCUCCGUGACAACUGUCGCCAACGAUGAUUUUGAGUACUUCCAGCGCAAGGAAAUGAAGGAUUUGUCAAGCCACGUUUCUCGACCUCUUGAGACCAAAGGCAGUAUGCGUAGUUUUACGCCCCGAAUAAUUGAAGCCACGACUCGACUGGAGAAUUCGAAGCCCAUUGUCCAGUCGUUUCAACUGAAAAAGAAAAUGAUUCCGGGCUACUCACUCAAUGACCUUGAUAGGCUCAACGUGGCCGUGGCUAAACAACCGUCGCUCUCCAUCGAGAAUCUCAAGAGCAUCCUUAGGAGCUCCGAUGUCAGUUACCUGGACAACGGUGAAAUAUGCAGGCACGACAUUGGCGGGUCAGCGCCCGACUUCAAGAAGAUCUUUGUUACAGAAUUCAUUUAAAAUUUCGUGUUCUCUCUUCUCUUUUACUCAAUUUACGUAUCUCUGAACUUCUUAGACUUCACAAGAAUGAACUGUGGUGCGCCAGUAGCAAAUAGUAGUAAACAUACAUUAUA
Molecule: messenger RNA, 2312 nt
Organism: Ceratosolen solmsi marchali
Lineage: Eukaryota; Metazoa; Arthropoda; Insecta; Hymenoptera; Agaonidae
Exons: 9
Coding region: 1-2199 (732 amino acids)
Source: RefSeq, a predicted model, not a curated record